Molecule: messenger RNA, 1043 nt
Organism: Salvia hispanica
Lineage: Eukaryota; Viridiplantae; Streptophyta; Magnoliopsida; Lamiales; Lamiaceae
Product: putative peroxidase 26
Biological process (GO): hydrogen peroxide catabolic process; response to oxidative stress
Molecular function (GO): peroxidase activity; heme binding
Source: RefSeq, a predicted model, not a curated record
UACAAAAAAAAUGAGGAGAGAAGGUGGAUUUGAUUUGAUAUUGAUAUCGUUGGCGGUGGCGCUAGGGCUGAGUUUGUACGUGGGGCGGAUGCAGGCUGCGGUGACACUGCCGCCUGAGUCGAGGGCGCUGAAGCGGCACUUGUACAAGAAGCUCAACACGUGCGCGAAUGUGGAGCCGUUUGUGAGGCAUCAAGUGAGGCUGUGGUGGACUCGAGAGAAGAACAUUACUGCCAAGCUGCUUAAGCUAGUCUACGCAGACUGCAUGGUUAAUGGGUGCGAUGCGUCGAUUCUACUGGACGGGCCACACACGGAGAAAACAUCUGGAAAAAAUUCGGGGUUGGAUGGUUUUGUACUGAUUGACAAGAUCAAGAAGGUUCUGGAAAUACGAUGCCCCCGCGCUGUUUCUUGCGCUGACAUCCUCCAUCUUGCUACUCGCGAUGCUCUUUAUUUUGCGGGAGGACCCUCGUAUCCAGUCUACUUAGGCAGAAGAGAUGGAAUGGAAUCAAAAGCAUCAUGGGUAGAUCUCCCCUCGCCGGCCAUCUCCAUCGAUCAAGGAAUCGCCUACUUCAAAUCGAAGGGCCUUGACGAUAUGGACUACGCUACCCUUCUUGGAGCACACACCAUGGGAAAAACGCACUGCGCCAACCUCAACGACCGUCUCUACAACUUCAACAAGACUAGGAAACCUGACCCCUCCAUUGCCAAAUCCCGACGGGAUGAACUGCGAAAGCAAUGCCCCAAAACCCUCAAGAAAGGCCAGAAAGACCCGACCGUGUUCCUGACUGACGACCAGUACAGGUUCAGCAACAAGUACUACAGCAACCUAGUGUCCAACAAGGCAGUUUUGAAGGUGGAUCAAGACCUGCUCCAGAGCUACAACACGAGUCAGCUGGCGCUUGAAUACGUGGCCAUAUUGGAGCACUUGAAGCAGCAGUUUUCGCUCUCGAUCAGCAGGUUGGGAGGCCUUAAGGUGCUCACAGGGAAUCAAGGGGAGAUUCGCCUAAACUGCCGUUUCACCAACAAGAACAACCCCUACACCUAGA